CACGAGAUGAACCCUACGUCUCUCGCUGUCGACAUUUUGCCAACUUUUAAGGACAAAUCAUUUGUAAUUUAACAACCUUGUCAUCAUGGACGAAAACAAGAAGUCAAAGCUUUUCAUAUCUUCGCCACUUGAGCUGAAGGAUGAUCUCGAAGAGAAAAUGGAGAAAGGUUGUGAGAUUCUGACGAAGGUGAUGGGAAGUUCGUCAGAGAGAGAAGCUCAUGACUCUCUGGUUGCCGUGGUGUGUAAAGGAAUGAAGGAACAUGAGGAGAUAACACUUGGUCUUCUGUACAGCAUUCUCACAAAUCCAGCCACAGCGCCCAAGACGUAUAGAGACCUUGCAUUGAUAUCAAGAGAUGGUCUCGCCGUUGCUUGGGCCAAACUCAACCAGAUUGUUGUUGACAAGUACACCAAGCUGCAGGAAGGUGCUAGAAAGCAGCUUGUUUGGGUCACAAAGGAGAUGGUGAAAAACUCUGUGACCGGAAUCGUCAAUGUCUGUUCAUCUCUCAUCAAACAAAUAGCAGGUGGAGAUAUAAGUCCAAAGAAUGUGUGGCUCGCUGAAGCGCUGCUGGAUUUAUUCACUGAAAACAAAUCGUGGUUAGACAAGUAUCCAGUAUUAAUGGCAAUGGUGCUGUACACAUACCUACGAAUCAUAGAGGAUCACAGCUCACCGAUGUUAGCGAGUCUCAGGCAGAAGGAAGUGGACUUCUGUAUCGGACUUCUUAGGUCAAAGUUCAUGGAGUGCAUCAGAAUAGGCAGAGAUCUCCUGAGACUUCUUCAAACCGUCGCCAGAAUACCAGAAUUUGAUAAUCUUUGGAAAGACAUCAUUCACAGGCCACAGUCUUUAAACUCGCAAUUUACCGGUGUCUCUCAACUGAUGGGUCAGAGAACAUCUCCAAAGUAUCUCGCUUGCAGACUCACACCAGAUAUGGAGAAGAAAGUCAUAUUUCUCACAUCGAAGGUUCGGUUUGGUCAGCAAAAAAGAUACCAAGAUUGGUUUCAGAAACAAUACCUCUCAACCCCAGAAAGUCAGUCAUUACGUUGCGAUCUGAUUCGCUACAUCUGCUGUACGGUCCAUCCUUCAAAUGAGGUUCUGUGUUCUGACAUCAUUCAACGCUGGGCUGUGAUUGGUUGGCUUCUAACGACGUGUACUUCCAAUGCAGCAGCUUCCUGUGCCAAGUUGGCGUUAUUCUACGACUGGCUUCUCUUUAACCCAUCUAGGGGCAAUAUUAUGGACAUAGAGCCAGCCAUUCUUGUUAUGCAUCAUUCCAUGAGGUCUCAUCCCGCCAUAACGGCAACCUUGCUAGACUUCCUUUGCAGAGUAAUUCCAAACUUCCAUCCUCCGUUAGAGCAACAAAUAAGGCAAGGCGUGAUGUCAUCUCUAAGAUUUCUCCUGGAGAAGAGAGUUUUACCAUCUCUAGCGCCGCUGUUUGACAGUGGUAAGCUGGACAGGGAGCUCAGAGCGAUGAUCAGGGAUACCUUCGCAGAGUUCUGUGCUCCUUCUACACCCACCACGCCAACUACACCUACGUUACCCACACCACCAGAAGUUGAUGGUAAAGGAGAGAUAGAAUCAUCUAACAACGACCACGGACCCCCACUCCAGAGAUUACCGUCUGAAGACGCAACAUUCAGUGAUGAAGAAGAAGAAGAUAGAUCCUUGAGGCAUCGUCUUCAAGAUACUGCGAUGUUUCGUCCCAUUAAGCAGGAAGAGGAGGUUGACCUAGAGUUGUAUUUGGAUCAACUAGAUGGAGAGAUUAAAGAGAUGUGCUCAAUAUUGCACAGUCAGAGAGAUUCCGACAUUGAGACGCAGUGUGAAACGAUGGAAAAUCUCUGUAGUGUCAUUCUAGAAAUGGAUGAUUUUGACAGUGAUGUAGCGGGUCCCCUAGCCAUGUUCCUGUGCAGCUUAUAUAAGAAUGACAUCACGGGUGAAUCCUUGCCAGAUGAAAUUACAGAUGAAACCAUGGAGGAUUCUCUGGGGAAACCUAUAUUUGUUAUAUUCAGGAAUCUGAGCGCAGACGCAGAGCAAGAUUCGUGUCCGUUGCAGCUCCUCACGCUAGUCUGUAUGAUGUAUGAGAAACAAGCUCAAAUUGGUUACAAUCUUCUGUACUUCCUGCAUGCAAGUAGCAGCAAGCAGGGUGAGAGGAGACUCCACAUGUACGAAGAGGUCUGUAAAAAUACUGAAAUUGGAGAGCUGACAUCGUGCCUAGUCAGGGAUUUCAAGAGUUGUGCUGAAGAAGAUGUGAAGCUGAUGUGUUAUCUUGUUGCACCAGUUUAUACAAUGUUUUGCGAUGCUGCUUUAGCGAGUAAUGAUUUAUUACUAACAAUAGUGUCCUGUGUGGACUCGUCACAGCUACAAGAUUUAAUCUGCGAUGUAAUGCAAGGCAACCUAGUCAUGUUCAAGAAAGACAAUAUAGCAAAAGUAUUAGAAGCAACGUUGAAUUGGGAGACAUUUGAGCAGUAUUGUGUCUGGCAGCUUCUUCUGGCACAUGAUGUUGAAGUUGAUCAGUUCAUCUCAGUUGUCCCUAAACUCACAUAUAAAGAUCAUCCAGAGGCCAUGGCCAGUUUGUUACUCAUGUUAAAAAUAGAAAGAAUAUCCUUGGAGUUGUUGAAGCCUUUAAUGUCUCGCCCGUUUAAAUAUGGAGACAGGUUUACUUCAUCUAUAUUGAGUUACUGGGCUGUACAGGAUGAGCAGCAUCUUGCUGACCUCAUUAAGACUUUACUAGUCAGAGCAACAACAUCAGCCAAGAGGUUAAGACAAAGGCAAGCCAGUAAACCUUCCAACAUCCCGUCUCCAGAUCAGAUCCUUGGCCAUCUUGAAUCACUCAGGCAAACUUGCGCAAUUAAACAAACAAUGUUUUUCAGUCAAGAGGCUGUUCUUCAGGGUUUACAGACGGUGCAGAAUGCCUGUACAGAUUCCCAGAAAAGAAAAUUCAGUGACCUCUUUGGUCUGACGGAGGACCUUGAUGAUAUGUCUUCAAGAACGACUCGUAGCCGGGUCACCAGAAGGUCACCAGGGUCAUCGAGUCCUAAGAAUAGGAAGACAGUCCAAAAUGAUGUAGAGUCAUCCUCCGAGUCUGAUCAGGAUGAAGACAUGUUGAGCAACAAACCAAAACCAGCGAAGAAAAGGAAGAAGUCAUCAGCGAUUGGUGGAUCUGACAGUGAUUAAGAUAACAGCCUCUAGCCAAGGCGUUGCUCGUAUUCUUCUACUUCUUUGUUUCCUCCAUUCCCCCUUUUUUUUUAUUGAAUUCAUUGAUAGCAGAUUUAGUAUUAGUCAUUGAUUCUUUGUCAUUUAUUUUUUGUCUCCCUUUUUUUGAAAUCCCCGAACGUAUCAGGGCUGGAAAUGAAACUUUGGGCUUUUGCUGAUUUUAAUCAGACCUGGCACGUUGAGCGGGGGGAUUUGCUGAAGGAAAGGCAGGUCCAAGUUUAGGACAUGUUCAGUAAUCGGUUCUUUAAUUCCUCAGAGGAUGUCAAGAGCUGAUUGAGAUGUCUAUAAAUGAAAACCAUCAGAGGGUCUUUUGUUCGUUUUUGUUUUGUUUUUGAUAGCAUACCAGACCCCACUGUUUUACUUGAAUUCCGAGGGACAUUUAAAGGUUAACUGUUCAUGACCAAGUCUUGUGUUUCUCUCAUUGGCUACUGUCUUGGGUGACCAAUUGCAUAAUUGUCUCCUCUCUUGCAUCCACCAAUGCUGGGAGGAGUGCCCCUUCCCAUUUGACGGGUUAACCCCGACCAUCUUCACCUCUCAGAGUCAAUCAGGUUGUCAUGACGUUGUUUUGAAUCAAUAAUAUUUGUGGCUAAGCACAAGAUGACCGGGAACCAGUCCUGCAAAGAACUGUCAGCAAAUGAGAAUGUCUUACACAGACCUCAAGUGAGUGAACUGUCUGAGGGGGUCUACUGGGCCCAGGUGCCCCAUUGUAUUAGAUAUUGCUCCCAGAGUGACAUCCAUCAUUCAACCGUUCACUUUACAUUGAGAGUAAAUCCUUAUCGAGUGAAGCCAAUUGGUGGAAAUGGGUUAUUUAGAUUACAGGAAAUGUUUCAGCCACUUCCUACAACUAACAAGCAGAAAGCACCAGGGCUCGGUUCCAUUGAGCUGCUUCAGCACAAGAAAGCAGCUAAGCACACCAAUGCUUACCAAUGCUUACCAGAUUAUGGUUAUCGUUCAG
Molecule: messenger RNA, 4160 nt
Organism: Asterias rubens (European starfish)
Lineage: Eukaryota; Metazoa; Echinodermata; Asteroidea; Forcipulatida; Asteriidae
Product: integrator complex subunit 3-like
Exons: 32
Coding region: 86-3166 (1026 amino acids)
Cellular component (GO): cytoplasm
Source: RefSeq, a predicted model, not a curated record